GGCAGGAGACACAGGAAAAACAAGACACCGGAAACAAGACACAGGAAAGGAAGUGAAUCAAGAUGCGGGAAGAGACUUCAGAAUAAAACAGGAAAACCAAAACACGGAAUCAGGACACAGGGGCAGGAGAUACGGACAAAGUAAAGAGGAACCGACAAAAGACUGGGAAACAGGAAGUGCAAAACUAAUUCACAAUACAACAGGAAGUCAAAACACGGAAUCAUGACACUUUCAUUCUUGUUCUCAACUUCAUUACUGAAAGCUGCCAUAUACUUAAGUCAAGCUGCCAUAUACUUAAGUCAUUAAACAUUUUGGGGGAUCAGAAUGUGGGUCUUAUUCUUAUCAGGUACAAUGUGGUUUAAGUUGCUAAAGGAGAGCUGUCAGUAUGGGUGGUAUUUAUCAAAGAAGACAGUAACACUAUAAAAUCAGUGUUACGGUUACAUCAGAUAAAUCAGCUAAGAAUGGUUCCGUGAAACUCACACAGUGGGAUCACUUGUUGGCCCCAACACAGCUUCGAAGACCAAACAGGAACACAUCUUGCAGUGCCAUCUAGAGGGGUUAGGGAGAAGAAUACAUCCUUCCUCUGAUUACUGUUUUAGUGUUUUGCCUGUUGGUUAUUAUGAAUGACAGUUAUACAGCUUCAUACCAAUGCAUACAAAGAAUUCUGAAAAUAGAAAUGUGGGCAAAUCUGGAUUCAUUUAAAACAUUUCACAGUAUAUGCAGAAAUGAAUGCAGCAUGAGUUGUGCAAUGCCACCGUGCGCAGUUUUCUCCCAAUGAACAAUAUCUACCUCCAACCUUUAAUACUAAUCAGUGAGGCAUUCAGGUACGUUAUACUAAGGAGCAGGGGACGUGGUUCCAUCCUUAAAUUAUUUCUUUAUUGACAGUUUGAAGUUAUUAUUAAUAGGACUGUUAGACACACCAUUCACAUAUAAUGGGUCCUUCCUUUUGGCUAUGUUAUACACUUACACAUAGUUUUCUGGAUUUCUGUUAAGUAGUAUUGUGUAAUUCCACCAAGAAACUAAUAAAACUAACUAAUUUGAUUUAGGUUUGGUAUUGAGCAUUGCAAGCUCACUAAUUCAGAUGGAAUGAUUAAAUGGAACAGAGCUAUCAAUAACAGUAUCAUCUGCCACCUGUGUAUGACAAGUCAAAAUAUCUGCUCUGAAAAAGGCCUAUUCUUUAAUGUAUUUAAUAAGAAACGGGCCUUCAAGUCACUUUCAAUGGUGUAACGUAGUGAAAAUGUAAUAUACAGUAUAAAAUGUAAUGUACAGUAAUACAUUUAGUCAAGUUAGUCCCCAUUCAACAUUUUUUUAUUGUGACAAAAGGACUAGAACUAGGAAGAAAAAAAAAGAAAAAGAAAAACCCCAGCUUUUGAACUGGCAAUGCACAUUUUGGUUGUCCCCAUGGGGGUUAUCUAUUUGACUAAAGACCAAAUCUCAUUUUAUGAGACCUCAGUCUGAUGCUUCCUGUAGUUCUCCAGCUAGACAGCAGAUAGAGUCAACAGGCUUCAGUUUCCCACCUCACACCACUGCCACUUCUUCUUUAUGAUGCAGUGCCCUGAUUUGUACUGUCUCUCUGCCGACAGUGAAAAGAAAAUGUAAAAAAAGACUUCAACCAACUGCACACAUGCCCCAUAAAAAAACUUACCCACUGUGAUGACUUAAUAACUGACUGCCUUGACACUAAAUCCUAAAGUGUCCGAUGCUGCCUCGUGGCCAAGAGGCCUACACUUAUGAUUCCCAGUUAUGAAUGUGAGCUACAAAUGUGAAGACGCUGCACAGUCAUAACAUAUGUGUCCGGUCCAAUGAGCUUUCUCCUGUGGACUUCCUUUGUGCCCUCCCUGUGUGUGUGUGUGUGUGUGUGUGUGUGUGUGUGUGUGUGUGUGUGUGUGUGUGUGUGUGUGUGUGUUUGUGUGUGUGUGUGUGUGUGUGUGAGUGGAUGAGUGGACAGUUGUCAGAAGAGACUUGAGGUGGUAUAAAGCUGGGAUUAUGGGAUGGCCCAUACUUAUCAAGGUCCUGUCGGACUGUGACCAUAGUAACCACUGGAUUACCAAGAUUAGGAUUGAUGACCCGAGGUAGUCAGCACUUCUGUGCCCUAUUGUCUCCCGUUGCAGUCUUCCUUUUUCCAUGUCCAAGGACUCCAUCCCACGCAGCGGGACGUAAGUGCCCGCAGAUAGCACACAAUAAAUCAUAAACUUCAGUUGAAUCUUAAAAGUUGGGACUUGGGACACAGAUCUGUUGGACAAACCUUGGAUCCCCGUGACCCCAUCUGAUUUUGUUUGUUGUAAUGUAUAAUGGUGAUAAUGAUAACUAGAGUUGCAAAUGGUGAUUAUUUCUCAUUUUCUGUGCAUCAGAAUUUAAAUGUUUGGAUAAUAAAAUCAGUUCAGGCAUAUACUUAAUUUUCUUUCUUUCGAAUACUCAGAUGAAAAUAUGAAUAACCAUCUCAUACAAGUACUCUACAUAUGAAGAAACAGGCAGUAACCUUGGCAGCUUAGCAUAAAGACAGGGAACACUCGAGCUGAACUGGUUUUCUUCCUGGUGUAUCCACUGGUUACCUGGCAACCGGCCAACAAAGAGAUCGGCAAAUGCUGUCGCCAACUAUUUCUUUAAAAUAUGCCCAUUGCAAUUUCCUAAAGUUGAAGGAGAUGUCAUCAAAUGUUUGUCCCUUUUGUGUUUGACCACGUGUUCAAAACAGACAGAUAUUCAGUUGGUAAUAACAAUGAAUUCUCCCUCCCAGAACAAGUGGUUUGGAGAAUUAUAAUUAUGCUUCAUCAAAACUGCUGUAAUCAACAAACUGAUUAAUGGAGUCAUCAUUUUGGCUCUGUUGAUAACAAUAUAUAAACAUCAGAGUAAGAGUAGUAUUUUUGUCACAGUGCGAUAACACAUCAGUAAAUAAUAAAAUGAAUGAUGGAUGAAUUCCAUUUCUUUCAGGGUCCGAGCGAGUGUUGUACAGUACAUGCUGGCUCAACGUCGUGAUUUACUGGGACACUUGAGUAAAAGUAAAACCUGUACUUUCCCCACUACAAAAAUUCAGGAUGUCUGUUGUUUGUCAUUCUAUGCAUUCUCGUAUUUCCUUAAAUGUUGGUGAAUGAAGUAAUGACAAUAAACUUUACCCUUUAGAGCACUUUGAAGCCCUCUUGGCUCCAUUCCCCUCUUAUCACCAAUUGUUGCUGCUUGCAUAAUAUCAAGGACUCAGUGUCUAGAUUAGCCUUCAUCUUGACUGGCACGGCACAUUGUCAGCUGUGGUUGUGGCCGUCUUCCAAGGCGUCAAAUCAACCAUAUUAGUAUGUGAUUUAGUAUACAGACGGUAGAUUCAUAUUCCCAAGUCCUCUUACAAUAGAAGCUAGGAGAUUACUGCACUCUGAGGGGAAAGUUGGCUGAAUCAUGUCUUCAAGGGUGUUAUGUAACACUCUGCCGGGACGGCCACGCGGCCGCAAGGCUCACCUGAGUUCGGCUUGACCAUCUGCCCCUCUCUAUCCAAAUCCCAUCUUCUGCACUCUGCAACAGACACACCAUCAGGCGACAUCUUCCUGCCGAGCAGACUUAUUGCUCUGGUCCAAUCUGAUGAUUAAAGAUGAAUCUCCACGACCCACAGUUCUGGGUGUGAGGCAACAUUCUAUAAGCGGCAUGAGGAAGACGUGGGAGCACAAAGGCAGCACCGAGAUGUGCAAAGGGGUGACUAAUGUGGGAUUUGCAGUGCAUUGCCAUGCUCAUUUGCUGUACCCUUUCUUUGUUCUCUCUCAUUUCCUUCCUUGUCAGACAGGUGCAUAAGCAAAUGAUACUCCCCAUGUGUAGGUGAGGAGAGGUGAAGCUGUGACCGCAUCUCUGCUGACACCCCCGCAGAUUCAGCGUGAAGCAGGGAGAGAGAGAGACACAGAAGUGGAGAGAGAAAGAAUAGAAAGAGGACAGAAGGGAGCGAGAGCGGGGCAGAGGCAGGGAGAGAGAGAGAGAAGAGUGAAAGGGAGUCAGAAGAUAUAUUUGACUGUGUGGGUGUGUGAAGUAUCGAGGCAUGCAUCAUAAUCGUGGAUUCUUCUCCGGGCUGCUGGACGUGUCGCUGCAGCAGCAGGACAUUGCUGGUCCCUCAAAGUGUGUUCUUUUGUACUUAGAAACAGUGGGAGCUGAGAGCGCCGUGUGAGAUUUUCAGAGACAAAAUGGAAACUGUUUUGUUUCCGCUGCCUUGAGGAAUUCAUUAGUUUGGAUUACACUGAUACUUGAACAAGUGGAAAUGAUGCAGACUGGAGUGUGGUGAUGCCUCUUCACUCUCAAUAAUCGAGAUUCAAGUCAAGAAUUUGUCUGAGAUGGCCAUCAGCCCUAUAAUCAUCUGCCUCCUGUCACUGAUUGGCUAUGCUUCGUCCCACCCCUCUCCUCCUCCUCGAGGAUGCAGUGAGGACGUGGACCCUCCGUACCGAGUGCUGUGUGACCUGGAGUCGGUCUGGGGUGUGGUUCUGGAGGCCCUGGCGUGCAGCGGUGGCCUCACCUCGCUGGUGCUCGCUGUGCUCCUGCUUGUCAAGCUGCGCUCCAUUUCUGACCCUGCCAGGCGCUCCGGAGCGGGGCCUCUUCUCCUGCUACUUGGCACGCUUCUCGGGCUUUUCUUCAUCUCUCUGGCUUUCCUGGUGGGGAAGAACCAAGCACUGUGUGUGGUCCGCAGAGCCUUCUGGGGGCCUCUCUUUGCCCUCUGCUUCUCCAGUUUGCUAGUGCAGGGUGUGAGGCUGAGGAGGCUGGUGGCUGGUAAGACAAGUCCUUCAGGUAGCUCCCUGGCAGCGCUCGGCCUGGCCUUGGCCUUGGUCCAGGGCAUCAUCUCUGCUGAAUGGGUCCUGCUGACUGUUGUCAGGGAGGGUCACCCAGCCUGUGAAUAUCCACCUUUGGACUUUGCUCUGACAUGCAGCUACACCUUGGGGCUGCUCCUCAUAGCCAUGGGGCUUUCUCUGGGGGUGGUGCUCUGUGGAGGAGAGUUGGGGGCAGACGGAGGAGGUGGAAGUGAAGAAGACAGGGAAGGAGAGAGUGAAAAACGGAGAUGGAAGUGCAAUGCUGUCUGGCUCUUCCUGUCCAGCCUGGCAUCGUCAUUGCUAUGGGUGGCCUGGCUGGGGUUUUAUCUUUAUGGCAGCCAAGUGAUGAGGGUAAAGGGGAAGGGAGAAAGGUUCGGAGGAGGUGGGAAGAAGGAUCUGAAAGUGUUGGAUGAGCCUGCGCUGGCUGUGGCCCUAGUCAUUCAGGGGUGGAUCCUGCUGCUGUUCCAUGCUAUUCCAGAGGCGCAUCUGUGUCUCCGAAAUCCUCCACAGGCCAACACGCAAGAUUUCUUCGACGCCACUCACACAUCCCCUCCUCCACAUUUCGGAGACGAGCUCCCUGCACACUCUCACCGACCCUUCCCAGAAAACCAGGCCUUUUCUAUGGAGGAGCACAGUGCAACUCUUCGAAGUGGAACAUACCACGGCGGCCACAGCAGCGUGCGUCCUGGCAUAGCCUUCAGAGGUCACGUCUACCAACCCACUGAGAUGGCUCUGGUCAUGAAUGGUGGCACAAUGCCCACAGCCCCUGUCAACUACACAGGACGGCGGUUAUGGUAAAGCUUGACGAGUAUCCAUUUGAGUCCCCUUUGUGAUGGAGGAAUUUUCGGUUGCCUAACAAGAGGAAAGAAAUAUUAAAGACAUCACAUAUAACGCUGACUGGAUUUCAUGGGAGCUAAAUAUGUUACAUGUAUUUGUGUUUCUGUGCACAUGUAUGAAUCUUUAAACCGUUUAAAAACUAACUGUGAUAGUAUUUCUGCAGAAUUUUUUCUUGAUUGCCUCCAUGUAACCAGAAAGGACAUGUAAUCAAAAGGAAGGGAGGCGAAAGUGAUGCAUCUUCCACAGUGAAGGACGUUUUAUCAUCAAGUGACUGCAUACAAGGUGCACUAUUUUGAUCAGCACAUAUACAGUCUUGAUUGCAAUAAGUAAAUGAACUGAUAAGUGUUCGAUAAGAGUGUUUUACGGAGGGCUAAUGUUAUUAUAUAUGAGGUAAGGAUCAAAAAUCAAAGUGACCAAUGUGGUAUUGAAGGGGAGCAACUGAAUGAUGUGCUGUUAGUCUGCGGCAGAGUCAAGAUUAAAGGAUGAUUUGAAUGUAUUGUGAAGUGAACAUUUUGCCUGUGCAGUGCUAAAUCAGAUGCUGUUACCUGUUUAUUGGUGACAUUUGCUUUGUAAAAAAUCCAUUCCCUUCUAUUUAUGUUUGGCAUCAAGCUACAACUGGGGAAAAAAACCCUUAGGAUGUUUAUGUAAAUUACCUGCAUACGCCUACAAAGCUUGCAAGGCCUUAGUAUUUCAUGCUGGAAAGCUCCAAAGGGACCCCGUGGUGUUUUUCUCUCCACAUCUCCAUCCCAUUAUGAAUGCUACUGGACAGUUUGGCAUGUUUCACUGCGUGCAUUGAUAAAUGUCAUGCAUUUAAGCAGUGCAGGGUUCUGGAGAAUUGUCAAGUGAUUUAAAAGGUGAAAGAGGAAUCUACAGGAUUACUAGUUUUUAUAAGCAUAUAAAAAAGCCAUUUAAUACUGCAAUACUUGUACUCUGCAGUAUAGGGUUUACUGUUGGAGAUUGUGAUUUUGCACUUUAUCCACGCUGAUCUUGUCUGGGCAUUGUGAUGUUUGAGAUUUGAGAUGCAUGUAAAAGUACAGUUUAAAGGUAAUGUAUUUUUGUCAAGAUUCAUGUAUUUUGGGUGUUUUCUUAAAAUGUUGAUAUAUAUACACUACAUAUAUAUUGGAGUUUCAGAGCUGAUUAUUGACACUGAAAACAACAGUUGACAAAACAAUCUCAAAUUUAAAGUGCUCAUAUUUUGGCCAUUUACAGGUUUAUUAUUUUAAUUUUGAUUGCCAUUAUAUUCAAAAUGUGCAUUAUUAUUUUCAUACUGUUUAUAGCUGAAGUGCCUCUUUUCAUACUCUGUCUGAAACUCUCCAUUUGGGCUCUUGGCCUGCCUCCCAAAUAGCCAUAGUCGGCUCUGAUUGCUCUCUUGUAAUUGGUCAACCGCUCAGUGCGUCCAUAGGUUUCCUGAUGUGCUCUAAUAACUGCUGUAGCAAUGGUAACAAUUGCAUCACUUCAGUUGUACCAAUCUGAGCCAAACCAGUAGGUUGGUGGGCACGAUACACGGCAAUUGGUGACGUAGAUGCUUUACGGUCUCCCAGGCUCUGCAGGAACAGUGUAUUCUGUGAGAGAUCGGGACUCCCUUUGCUGCAGACUUUGGUCUUUGUGACUUUGCAGACACACUCAAGGAAAGGAAAACCUGAAAAGCAUAAUAUGAGGACUUUAAAUAUUUGUUCCGUGACAUGUGAUAAGACACGUGAUAAGAUUGAAAGCAUGGUAACAUCUGCUAACUCGACCUAGAGAUUAGACUGUUUUGUCAACCAGUUUCAGUGUGUUUUCCCAAGGUUUUUUUCUGAAAUCAAUAACACUAUAACAUCGUUGUGUACACUUUCUUUGAUAUUAAUGGCAGCAUCUUGUGUGUCUUGGACUCUGUUUUUAAUUAAAUUUUAAAUUCAAUCAAAUAGGGUUCAGAGAAAAAGUUCCAUCACUGUGACUUUGACUGGAAACAUUUCAUGUUUGCAGUUCCCAAGGUUUGGCUAAAAAUACCUUCAGAUUCUCACAAGAGUGGCAGUUUCUGUCUCUUCAGUCAGAAAGAAUGUUAUGUAGGACAACCUUUUAUGGGAACAAUCAAAUUUAAUAAAGAGUUGUCACCAUGUUCAUGUAGUGAACAAUUAUUUUCGCUGUAAGACUUAACUAAAUAACCAGACUUUGCUGCUCUGAUAUUGUAUACUGAAAAUAUUUUUUGUUUAUAAUCCUAUAAAACUGAGUUUUAAUCAUGUAAAUAUCCAAAUGUAAAAGUCUAUUGUAUUUCCUUUUUCAGAUGCUCUUAUGAUGAUAGCACUGUCCCUGUUUUCUGGCAGCGUAAUAUGAAUGUCUGUAUUGUGAUUUGCACAAAGUGGCUAAUACAUCAGUACACUUUUUUUCUGUAAA
Scophthalmus maximus (turbot) is the source of this 7970-nucleotide messenger RNA. RefSeq names its product G protein-coupled receptor, class C, group 5, member Bb (gene gprc5bb). Gene Ontology annotation, molecular function: G protein-coupled receptor activity; protein kinase activator activity; protein kinase binding. Gene Ontology annotation, cellular component: signaling receptor complex; intracellular membrane-bounded organelle; extracellular exosome. Bases 4296 to 5561 code for a protein of 421 amino acids. NCBI's taxonomy places the organism in Eukaryota, Metazoa, Chordata, Actinopteri, Pleuronectiformes, Scophthalmidae. The transcript has 4 exons. Gene Ontology annotation, biological process: G protein-coupled receptor signaling pathway. The record is from RefSeq and is a predicted model, not a curated record.